This is a messenger RNA of Daphnia magna, 1655 nucleotides long. RefSeq lists its product as uncharacterized. The record is from RefSeq and is a predicted model, not a curated record. The transcript is spliced from 7 exons. NCBI's taxonomy places the organism in Eukaryota, Metazoa, Arthropoda, Branchiopoda, Diplostraca, Daphniidae. Bases 972 to 1625 code for a protein of 217 amino acids.
UGCCAUCCGUAAUCCAGCUGUAUAUGCAGCAUCGUGUUGUGUUAACUGAAAUCGUUUGAUGUGCUGGCAACACGUAAAACGAUCAAUCACUCUUUUUUCAACCUUAGCCGCUAUUGUGGCGGUACGGGAUAGUCCCAAUUCCGACCGCUAGGUGGCGAACGAUAGAAGACGCGUUAGGGAAGGAGAGACCGGCAGUUGGGCGCGAGACGUAGAGCAGAGCAGGCAGAAGAGCAUCGUCCUCCAACAUUUCAGUUUUGUUUCUUUUGUGUUUUACCUUACCGGAUUUGUGCCGUCAAGGUGUGGAAUACACUAAAUUUGCGAGUGAUCCAGCCAAACAGUGACUUUAUCUUUAAUUUCCCAGCCAUCCGGCGACAUUUGGUGUCAGAAGUGGGAUCGAGUGCUCGCUUCCCGUGGCUGCGACGGCGUGGUGACCCCUUGCUAAAACUGAUCAUUCGGCUUUAUCGGAAACAUCCAGCUUGCUGAGGCAGAUUUCAACAUCCAUCGACAUUCUCCGGAAGAAAAUCUUGUCGCUGAACGUGGCAUUUGGGUGUUUGGGAGCGAAUUUCAUCCCGAUUUGCUGGGUUUUGUGGCGGAUUCUUCCCAUUCUUGGCGCCAAACCAACAUGGCGGAUCGUCAUUUUAUUUCGUUCUUCGUCGAGUUCGCCUUCUGGAUAUCGUUUUCUUCAACUGAAAAGUGGAUUACAUCUUCUCGUGGAUUUCGUCAACUAUUGCUGCAUUCUGGAAUUGAAUUACCUGAUAUUCUUGCCUUGGAUUGAAAUUUGAAUCUCGUGGCCGUAACUGUACAGUCUACUUAAUUCUCCAUGCUCUACUCACUCUGAACUCUUGUUUUGUCAGUGCAUUGAUGCUCUAAGUUAGAGUGUUGCAGGCUUGCAGCAUCAUAGUUACAAAAACAACUUGGUGUUACGUACAACGUCAUACGUCAACAUCAAUUUAUUCAAGGUAAAUUUGAUAAUGAAAAGGGUUAAUACUGCUAGCAGCACAUCUCAGGCUCACAUAAGGAGAAUGCGUCGGGAGGCAUAUCAAAACGUGGAGGUUGCUAAUUUGUCUCAGUUUCAAGUUGAACGUGACAUCAACAGUAUUUGUGAACCAGUAUUUCAAGACUACACUAAAAGAAGUUUGGAAUUUUUAAAAAUCCAAUUUCGAGAAAUGACUGCAAAAAUCGACGAUCUUUUGGACUCGAGACCGAAACCGUGUAUUUGUACAAUACAAAGAAUCGAAGAAAAUGAACAGCAAUUCCUUUUGCAUUUGGAUUCGUUCGAUGCUAUUGAACAUCUUGAAAAUUCAAUGAAGGACCAACAAUCUCGACAACAAAUGAUCCUUUUGCUGCUCCGUAUCGGUGGAAUAAAUCUCCAGAAAACGGUUUAUGCAAUAAUGGAAAAGUUAUUCUCAUACGAAAUUGGAAGUAAGUUCACUUGGACGGGAAAAUCCUCAAAAGGAAUCGAGAAAGCUAAAUUUUCUGAUCUGAAGAAUAUCUAUGCUGCAAUCUCUGGUGCCGUCCUCGGUAACAAAGACCUUGCUGGUGAUGAGAAAACUACAGUUAAAGUGCAGUAUCAAGUAACCGAGUGGCUUCGUCACUGUCAGCAGAAUUUGAAAAGUCAAAUGUAGUUGAUGAAUAAAUAAAACAUUUGAAAAAUG